Messenger RNA from Cuscuta epithymum, 2792 nucleotides. NCBI's taxonomy places the organism in Eukaryota, Viridiplantae, Streptophyta, Magnoliopsida, Solanales, Convolvulaceae. The record is from the annotation of a GenBank genome assembly.
AUUUGGUAAAGAUGAUUUGUUUUUAGUCCAAGUGUAGACUUGAAGCUUUUUUGCAGUCGUCCACUUUUUUUCACUUUGCCGUCUAAUGCACCUUCAAUAGCGGUUUCCUUUCCUUCCUCUUCAGCCUUUCGGAUUUUCAGAUUCCUUAAUGCGCUUCAGAUUCAACUCAGCGUAGACUUCAAGUCCAGUCAAGCUUGCUGGGGACAUAACACAUGUAUAUUUUGCUCCUCCGUCUCGAUUCUGACCAGUUUUUCCUCCCCAAUAGGCAAAAAGGAUUCAUUCUUGUACUAAUGACUUCUCUGGUCCACCAAAUCUGGAGUUGCCAAGUUAGAAUCUAAAUGGUUGGAUGCUUCUAGGUUUUUGAGUAGAAAUGAAGAAGUGGUAUGGUGGUGUUUUAACUACCUCCUUUUUAAUGUUUAUGCUUAUUGGGUAUUAUGUAAUCAGAAACCCCUUCAAGGAAAACUACUUCACUAAUACCCAGUAUGUCAAUAUGACAAAUCCUCUAGAGUGGAUAAAUGCUAUGGCUCCCCCUGCUGCUAACAGUGUGAAAAGUGUUUCUCAAGUGAUAUCUGCCAAAGUAUUAGUCUCUGAUCUUUUUUACCAGAGAAACUUUUCAACUGCUGAGAAACAAUCUUUGCUUACAUGGAACCAAUUGAAAUACUUAAUUAGUCAAGGUCAAGUCCUACCUAAUGCUCUAGAUGCUGUUAAGGAAGCUGUUGCUGCAUGGAACAGCCUUAUGAGUUCAGUGGAAAUGGAAAAACUUCAUGCAAAUGAUAGUUCAUCUAAGAGGGGGAAAGAAAAACAGUGUCCUCAUUUUCUUCGCAAAACAAAUGUCACAGAAAUGGGUGGUGAUGAGUUUAAGUUACGGCUUCCUUGUGGACUUACUCAGGGGUCAUCAAUCACAUUUAUCGGCAUACCAAAGGGUCUUCUUGGUAAUUUUCGGAUUGAUUUAACUGGUGAACCACUUCCUGGGGAACCCAAUCCUCCUAUAAUUUUGCAUUACAAUGUUAGGAUGCAUGGGGAUAAAGUAACAGAGGAUCCUGUAAUUGUUCAAAACACCUGGACCAUUGCACAUGAUUGGGGUGAGGAGGAACGUUGUCCAUCUACUGCUCCUGAAAAGAAUAAGAAGGUGGAUGACUUGGAUCAAUGCAAUGAGGUGGUGGGUAAAAUCAUGACAGACAGACAUAUCAAUAUAUCAACAAAAUCUUCAAUGGUUCAGGAUGGAUCUAAACAGAGAAAGUAUUUUCCUUUCAAGCAAGGGCAACUCUCUGUUGUGACAUUGAGAGUCGGAUCUGAAGGAAUACAAAUGACAGUUGACGGUAGACACAUAACAUCAUUUUCAUUUCGCGAAACUUUAGAGCCAUGGCUUGUAAGUGAAGAGAGGAUUUCAGGAGAUAUUGAAUUAAUAUCAGUUGUUGCGAGUGGAUUACCCACUUCGGAAGAUAUAGAGCAUAUGAUUGACUUAGAAGCCCUGAAGGCGGUCCCACUUUCUCCACAUAAACACAUAGAUCUCUUUAUUGGUGUGUUUUCUACUGCAAACAAUUUUAAGCGGAGGAUGUCAGUUCGGAGAACGUGGAUGCAGUAUGAUGCAGUACGGUCUGGACAAGUUGCAGUUCGUUUUUUUGUUGGGAUGCAUAAAAACCAGAUGGUGAAUGAGGAACUCUGGAAUGAGGCUAGGACAUAUGGAGACAUUCAGUUGGUGCCAUUUGUUGACUACUACAGCCUAAUCACAUGGAAGACGGUUGCCAUAUGCACCUUUGGGACGGAGAUCGUUCAAGCAAAAUUUGUCAUGAAGACAGAUGAUGAUGCUUUUGUUCGUGUAGAUGAAGUGUUGGCUUCUCUACAAAGGAUUGGUGUGACUCAUGGAUUGCUUUAUGGCCUAAUUAAUUCAGACUCCCAUCCUCAUCGAGAUCAUGAUAGCAAGUGGUACAUUAGUGCUGAGGAAUGGCCUGAUGAUGCUUAUCCUCCUUGGGCACAUGGACCUGGCUAUGUUGUGUCAAGUGAUAUAGCAAAAUCCGUCAGCAUGAUGCACAAGAAAGGGCUUCUAAAGAUGUUUAAGCUUGAAGAUGUUGCUAUGGGGAUCUGGAUAGCCGAACUGAAGAAGAAAGGUCUGGAAGUUAGGUAUGAGAAUGAAGAGAGAAUUUUUAACGAAGGCUGCAAAGACGGUUUUGUUAUUGCGCACUAUCAAGAUCCUAGAGAGAUGCUGUGUUUAUGGCAGAAGCUACAAGAGAAAAAGCGUGCUUUAUGUUGUGGCGACUAGCUGACUAACCCCCAUCACACUCUUAAGGUUUUUGCAGUGUAAAAGGAAACAACACCCACCCUGAAAUUUUGAAGGUAACAAGCUUAACAGGUAUUUGAAUGCUUCUUGAAUUAUGACAGUUUAGUUAUAUCACACAUAUAUUUGGCGAAGCAAGGGGGUCAUGGUAGUUCACAUGCAUCCGUAUCUACGAUGAUCUACCGUCUACGUGAUUGUGACAUACCGGAGCUUCGAUAGUAACUCCCACGUUUACAAGGAAUGUCCAGAUUGAGUUAAACCAAUCUUUUUCAUCUUCUUAAUCAAUCUGAACUGUUGUUGUAACCUUACAGUGGAUGAGAACUGCAUUAAAAUGUAUGUAUAGGAGAUUUUGAGUAGAGAAGAGUUCACUGUGCCUGACUUGUGUAUAUAUCGGCCUAUGCAUACAUAUGCCCUCCUUAUUCCUAGUGUCUAUAACUCACUUCAUACCCACCUUUUCAUACUUAGAGGUUGAAUUAUUAUGCGAGUUUAAUUAAUAAAAACUUCACUCCUUUUCUUA